Oreochromis aureus is the source of this 6822-nucleotide messenger RNA. RefSeq names its product L1 cell adhesion molecule, paralog a (gene l1cama). The coding region runs from base 377 to 4216 and encodes 1279 amino acids. The record is from RefSeq and is a predicted model, not a curated record. Gene Ontology annotation, molecular function: protein binding. Gene Ontology annotation, cellular component: plasma membrane; axon. The transcript has 28 exons. Lineage: Eukaryota; Metazoa; Chordata; Actinopteri; Cichliformes; Cichlidae. Gene Ontology annotation, biological process: axon guidance; cell-cell adhesion.
UUUCUAUCACUGCAGCAUCAGCAGAGGAAAGGGGCACGAUCAUUUUCAUAGAGAAGAGAAAGAAAAGACACAAGUAGAUCAGGAAAAGAGGGCGAAAAGGACGGGAGGAGCCGAGAGAGCGAAGGAGCAUCACUCUGCAGAGCAGAGACCAGCAGGAGGGCGUGGACCUGGUUUGAAGGGGAACACUGAAGGAGAGGGGAAAACAGAGGGAGAGGACAAGAAGAUCAAAGGCAUAUGAGGCAAAGCCAAGGCCUCUUGCACAAGAAACAUAGCCUCACACUUGCUCAGCACGAGUCUGUGUGUGAGUGAAGUUGCUCCCUGUGUGCAUUUUACUGUAAGUGUGUGAGCAGGUGGGACUUUGAUGGGACAGUGAGCAAUGCCUGACACGCAGCGACAGCAGGUUGGCAGUAGGGGGCAGUGCUCCAGCUGCCUCCUCCCCCUUGUCCUCAUCCUUCUCUCCCUUGCAACCCAGCCCAGCCAAGCAGCCAUAAAUAUUCCCCCCAAUUACCGCAUAAGAGAUCUCAAGAGGCCUCCAGUGAUCAAAACACAGCCGGAGUCUGUCACCGUAUUUAGCACUGAGGACUUCGUCAUGAACUGUGAAGCCUCUGGCAACCCUUCACCCAUCUUCCGAUGGGCAAAGGACGGAGAAGACUUUGACCCAGGCAGUGACCCAGAGCUGAAGGUUUCUGAAAGCUCUGGCUCAUUCGCAUUCUACACACUUAGCAACACCAUGGACACACUGAACAAGUACAAAGGCAAAUACGUUUGCUACGCGUCCAAUGAGCUGGGGACAGCUGUGUCUAACGAGGCCAUACUGAACACGGAUGUUCCCCCCUCCCAGCAGAAAGAUAAAAAGGUUGAUGAGACGGCUGACGAGGGAAAAAGUUUUAUUCUGAAGUGUAACCCCCCACAAAGUUCUAUGGAGCCUAUCAUUCACUGGAUGGACUUAAGGUUACGUCAUAUCGAGCUUAGUAAGCGGGUGAUGGUGGGGAAGGACGGCAAUCUGUACUUUGCCAAUCUGGAAAGUUCGGACAGCAGGGAUGACUACACGUGCAAUGUCCAGUACCUGGCAACACGCACGAUUCUGGCAAAAGAGCCCACCUCUCUGAAAGUCAACCCCUCCAACUCGGUGCUGCGGAACAGAAGGCCCCAAAUGAUGAGACCUACUGGACAUCACAGCACGUACCACGCCCUGAGGGGACAGACACUAGAGCUAGAGUGCAUCGUCGAAGGCCUUCCAACUCCAGAAGUGUCCUGGAUGAGGAGGGAUGGCGAGCUGUCAGAAACUCGGACCACCAAAGAUAUGUUUGACCGCCGCUUGCGCUUCACUAAUAUCUCGGAAAGUGACGGGGGUGAAUACCAGUGUAUAGCUGAGAACUCCCAAGGGAACACCAAACACAUUUACAUGUUGACUGUGGAAGCUGCACCUUAUUGGAUCAAGGAGCCAGUCAGUCAGCUAUAUGCCCCAGGUGAGACAGUCAGAUUAGACUGUCAGGCAGAUGGCAUUCCCUCUCCUAUCAUCAGCUGGACCAUCAACGGGGUCCCCAUCUCAGGAGUUGAUAAGGACCCUAGGCGUACUCUGACAGCAAGCGGAUCUCUGAUCCUGGAGGAUGUGAACUUUGGAGACACUGCCAUCUAUCAGUGUCGGGCCUCCAACAAACAUGGAACCAUCCUCACAAACACCAAUGUUUAUGUCAUCGAGCUGCCUCCCCAGAUCCUUACCGAUGAUGGGAAUACAUAUGCGUAUACAGAGGGCCAGAAGGCUUUACUGGAGUGUGAGACCUUUGGCUCUCCUAAACCAAAAGUGAUAUGGGAAAGAAACAACGACAGCUCCUUCCUUCUAGCAGAUCACAGAGUUAACCCUCUCAGCAAUGGGUGGCUCGAGAUCGCUAAUGUCACCCACAGCGAUGACGGGAUCUACACCUGCACUGUGCCAAAUUCCAAUUUGUCAAUCAGUGCUGAGCUGGAAAUAUUCAAUAGGACAGUGAUACUGUCACCCCCACAGGCUCUGAAGGUCCAGGCUGGAGAGAGAGCCAUUUUCACCUGCCUGAACCUCGCUGACCCCAGACUCGACCCUCCUUUCAUUCAGUGGAGAAAGAACAACCAGAAGCUGGCUGAUUCCAACAAUGAUAAAAAGUAUACAAUGGAUGGACCGGAUCUCAAAAUAGCUGAUGUGCAGCCAGAUGAUGAGGGAGUGUACACCUGUGAGAUCAUCACAAAACUGGAUGUAGCAGAAGCCAGGGGUACCCUCACCUUAUGGGAUCGUCCAGACCCUCCUAUCCUCCUACAGAUCUCUGAUCCUAAGGAUCGUACUGUCACCCUCAGCUGGACUCCUGGAGACGACCACAACGGCCCAGUGACAGAGUAUGUGGUAGAGUUUGAGGACCAAAGUUCGAAUGAGAGCGUCUGGAAAAUGCUGGCCAGAGUUAGGGAAAACAAAGAACGGGCCGUUCUCUCCCUGUGGCCCUUCAUGUCCUACCGUUUCCGGGUCAUCGCCAUCAAUGACGUGGGCAAGAGCGACCCCAGCAAACCAUCUGGAAUAUACAACACACCUGCUGAAGCUCCAGAUAAUAACCCUAAAGAUGUCAAGAGUGAGUCCAUUGAACCGAACACUCUGGUCAUCACCUGGAAGAAAAUGGACAAUACCGAGGUCCACGGACCUGGCUUCAAGUACUGUGUGCAGUGGAGACAAGCAGUGGGAGGUGGGCCUGACUGGCAUGAGAAAAAUGUAACAGAGCCGCCAUUCCGUGUUGACAAUGUUGGGAACUUCUCUGCGUAUGAGAUUAAAGUUCAGGCUCUCAAUGAGAUAGGGAGGGGACCUGAGCCAGACCCAGUCAUAGGCUACUCAGGAGAAGAUGUUCCUUUAGAGGCCCCAAUGGAUGUGGGUGUUGAAAUAAUAAACAGCACUACAAUCAAAGUGACCUGGGCACCUAUAGACAAAGAGACGGUCAGAGGACACCUGCUGGGAUACAAGAUCCACUAUACCAGGAAAGUGCAUAGGAGCCACCACCGAGGCCGCAGGGCACAAGAGUUAGAAAGCACUGUGGUGGUGAAAACGGAGCCCAACGAGAAGAAGAAAGUGAUCAGUGAUCUGAGGCCGUUCUCCAACUACACCCUUAAGGUGACUGUAUACAACAUAAAGGGAGAAGGACCCUUCUCUGAGGCGCUGCCCUUUGAGACUCCAGAGGGAGUCCCUGGUCCUCCCUUGACCCUGACCCUAGACAGCCCAUCAGAGACAGAAAUGACCCUCCACUGGACACCUCCUGGCCAGCCCAAUGGAGUGCUUAUUGGAUAUCUGCUGCAGUACCAACAGAUUACAGAGAGUGAUGACAGCCCCAUGCAGGUGGAGACAAUAGAUGACCCCACAGUCACCCACAUCACCCUGAAGAACCUGGACCAUAAGAGCGACUACCGUUUCUACCUCAGGGGGCGGACUGCUGCUGGGGAUGGAGUACCUAUAACGAUGAAGGGUGCCACUAUGCUGGAUGGAGUAGUUCCUAUGGACAUCAGCCUGUCUGUGGGGGAAAACGCAGUUAACUUUAGCUGGGUACCUGAAAAGAGACGCAGGAAUGUUGGCUUCCAGAUCCAAUACAGCAACAAGAACGAUGGCAAUAAAUGGAAGGCGACAGAGAAGGUGAACUCCUCUCAGUCUUUCUACCAGCUCCAGGGCUUGACUCCUGGCUCCCAAUAUUCUUUCCAAUUUAUCUACAACAACACAGUCUUCUUCAACACUGAUAUCAAGACAGAAGGAACAGGAGUAACAGAGAUGCAGCCAAGCUUUGCAACACAGGGCUGGUUCAUUGGCGUUGUGAGCGCCAUUGGGCUGUUGUUGCUGAUCCUGCUCAUCCUCUGCUUCAUUAAGAGGAGUAAAGGGGGAAAGUACUCAGUGAAAGAUAAAGAGGAGGGCCCGAUGGACUCGGAAGCUCGGCCCAUGAAGGAUGAAACUUUCGGAGAGUACAGUGAUCUUGAGGAAAAGCGAACAGCCAGCCAGCCGUCCCUGUGUGAGAAGAGCAAGCUGUACAGCGAAGACAACCUCGACUUCAAUGGCAGCAGUGCCAUGACCACAGAGCUCAACAUGGAUGAGUCUCUGGCUAGCCAGAUCAGUCGUCCCAGUGGCGGUCCAGAAGGUUUCCUGCCAGAGAACGCCCCGCUGAACCCCACUACCUUCUCUCCCGCCACCAAUGGCGUGCCCAACUCAGUCACCAUCCUCGAUUAACCCCCACACAUCCACCGGGGACCAUCAGACCAAAAUAUGUCAACACGUAUGUGCCCAUAUGCUCCUGUUCCCUACUGACUUGCUGAUCUGUACUUCGACGACUAAUAAACAAUCAUAUUCAGAUGUCCCUGGCAGCCAUCUGAUUGACUAGACUAUAUUGACCAAAGGAGUGUCCAAAGUAGUGGACAGCGAUAGUGAUAUAAGCCUGACUGACAUGAACAUGUCCUUUGACCUCCCUUCAUUUUCCUGUGCAGUUUACAACUAAUGAAAAAGACUAACAUUCAUUUCUCUCCCUCCUCUUUCGUUCUCUCAGCAAACAACAGCGCAGAAGCAUAAAGACAGAAUGUUGUACAGUUAGAAAUAUCAGGGGGUGUAGGUAUGGUCAUGUAAAGAUGCAGAGUAGUGCAUUAAAAGUAAAGGAUGAUGGUAGAACCCAGUGUAGGGAACAAGACAGCUAAUGCUGCUGUACAGAAAAAAAUCUUGAAUCUUAGAUAUGAAUCAUGUUUGAUGUACUUCCCACAUGAUUUUGUAUGUCUAAUUGCCAUUUAAUGUCUCCGAUUGUACUUGCCAGUGACAUUUUUUUGGUUUUACAAGCGUGUUUGAAUACAAAACAUCAUUUUUUUUUGUUGCUGUUGUUGUUGUUGUGUCAUUUUUUGUUACGUAAUCAUUUUUCAUAUUGUUUUCUACACUAUUUAUAUAAAAAGCUACGACACAUUUCAUAGAUUGACAUGUUUUCAGCAAAAUCAAGUGAAGCCAAGUUUCUUACUAUUUGGACGCAUUAAGUGGAACUUGCUGUGAAAAUGCUGAGUAGCAUCUGGUGUAUAUAGCUGCAUCUACACUUAUCUAUUUAGCCAUAUUACAGUAUUAUAGAUCCUUAUAAGUUCCUGUGCCUGCUGGGUCUGCAUAAAGCACCAGAUUGAUGUCAUUACUCUCUCGCCUUCCCACCAGAAGUGUAAUGUCAUUUUUGAAAACGAUGUUGUAAUUUUUUUGUGUGUCGAGACCUAUGUGUAGUUUUCUGUAUCGCUGUCUUUGUCUCUUUCUACGCUGUAUUAAAACAUUGUCUCUAAUUAACAACCUUUCAUACCUGCUCAUCUCAUACUAAACAAACUGAGGCGCAGUAUUUAUGUAUAUUUCAGAUAAGAGGGUGGCGUCUAGUGCGCAAACACUCUCUCAAGUUUUAUUUUCAAACCUUCCUCAAUGCAAGCUGAUAUUGUUGACAGUUGUAAAGGCUGCCAUUUGAUAUAUGAUAAAAGUUAAAAAAUAGUUGUUUAUAUCAAACAGAGAAUGUAUUCCUUUCAGGGUUAGGCAGACACUGUAUUUACUUGCUUCUGAAAAUAAUCUGAGCUAAAAAGGUCAAAGGAGAGUAAAGUCACAGGAAGAGCCGGGACCAUUUGUUUUCCCUCUGAAUGUAAAUACAACCCCUACAGAACCAUGUUUGAUAUGAAAAUGUGAAAAAUGUGCAGGUUUAAAGCCACUUCACUUAAUUUUAAAAUGUUGCAAAUUGUAGUUUUUUUCCUUCUCUGUACUAUUGCUAUGAAUUCAGACUUUUCUGUUAUCGACAAACGAUCACAGUGAGAUUUGGGUGUAGCAAAAACAUACUCCAUAGUUGAAUAAAGGAGAAAAAAAAAAAAAAAGGAAAAAAAAAAUCACAUUGUUAUGUAGAUGUUUUUGCAAACAUAUCGAAAUUUGAAAACGGAAAAAAAAAAAAUCAAUUUAGUGUCACUUAGUGAAAGUAGUUACAUUACAAUUUAAGCUAGGAUUGCGCUCAUGCCCUUAAUCAUCCAGCAAUGCAGUGCAGUGAAUAUCUGUGGAGUUUUUGUCUGAUGAAGUUGUGCGGGGCAGAAAUGCAGUGAGCCACAGGGAACACUUAAACGCAACACUCUCCCUUCUCAAACAAAAGCUCGCCACUGGCCAAACAUCAACUGUAGUCUCCGAGGUAGAAUAUGAGAUGUCUAAAGAGGCUAGUGGCACUGAAGGAGGUUUGUGUAAGCUCCCUGUUGUUGGUUAAACAGACACACUCAGGACAAAUAAAGCUUUUAAAAAAAAUCUAUUUUCAUACAGGAGCGAUGAAUGACGCAAGAUAUGCCAAUAUUCUAACUCAACUAUCUGCUGCUAAACAACUGUGUGUCAGUGUUUGGGGGCAAAUGUUAGCUCUGAAUGAGGAAUGAGUGUACACACACAGAUACUCACUCGACUGCCGCUCACUCUUUGCUUUUCAUGUUUUGUAGGGGAAACCUGGGGAUGCUGGCCUUUGCUUUCUCACUGUGGUUGUUUUUUCUUUUUUUAUAUAGCUAAAGAAGAAAAAUUGACUGAAAAUGAAUUCGUUUGUGUAGAGAAGCUUCUCUAGGACAUUUAAGUGGAAGUAGAUGAAACAGAAGGGGCAAGGGAGGCCAGGGGGUGUGCGCCGCUGCUGGGGAUGAUAUGCCACUUCGCAGAGUGUGGGGUGCAGUAUUAGCACAAUAUGACGAUGCCUAUAUUUGUCAUGGGUGGAUGACUGGAGCUGUGGGUCUUGUACCACUUUUGGGGCCAAUAUUGUAACUGCAUUAUGAAGCUACUGCUGUAACUGGAUAUAUGACUGAAAAAUAAAGUACGUGGAACAAUCUGUA